UAGUAGACGCGUCGUCUACAUUAGUAUUUAUAGCGUAUAUAGAGUGUAUAUAGAGUGUAUUGUUUGUGCUAAGCCAUUAUUGAAAUACUCUUUAUCGGCGAAUUUAUAAAGAACCUAUAAAAAUAGUUGAGAAGUGUCGUUACAAGAUCUAGUUUACCUCCCAGGUUUUCUGUAUGGCUUUUAAACAUGUUGUAAUAGGAGGGGGUAGCGGUUUUAUUGGUAAGCGUCUCGCUAAAACGUUGAUUGCGGAUGGCUAUGAAGUAACCACCAUAUCGCGAAUGCCAGCAAUCAAGCGUAUGACUUGGCAUGAUCUAGAGAAGGAUGGUUUGCCGGAGGGAACAUCCGCUGUAGUCAAUCUGGCCGGUCAGAAUGUUCUUGAUCCAACACGCCGAUGGACACCCGGCUUCAAGCAGAAUGUUUGGAAUUCUCGAAUCAAUACAACAGCAGCGUGUGCCAAGGCAAUCGAAAAGGCAACGAUCAAACCGCGAGUUUUUGUCAGUAUUUCCGGCGUCAGUCAUUACGAAACCGGUCCGCAAACUAACACGGAAGAAUCGAAAACUGUCGAAGUGGAUUUUAUGUCGCGGUUGUGCCACGAAUGGGAAAAAGCGGCAAAUUUGUCGGAAAAUUCUAUUUGUCGAACGGUAAAAGUGCGCUGCGGAGUGGUAAUCGGGCGGGAAGGCGGUAUGAUUCAAUCGCUGAUUUUGCCAUUCUGGUUGGGACUUGGCGGUCCGAUAGGGAAUGGCAGUCAUGACCUACCGUGGAUCCAUGUUGACGAUCUCUGCAACCUAAUAAAAUUUGCAAUUGAAAAACAGGAAGCCAGCGGAAUACUUAAUGCAGUAGCACCGGAUUUGAUUACAAAUAAAGAUUUUACCAAGGCUUUCGCCUCGGCACUUUUUAGACCAGCAAUUUUUCCGUUGCCCGAGUUUGUGCUUGAUUUGAUAUUCAGCCCAGAGCGUUCGGUUCUGUUAACAAAAGGAUCCAAAGUUGCUCCAAAGCGUGCACAACAACUUGGUUUCCAAUACCGGUACCCAGACAUCCGAUCUGCAUGCAAGGAUGUUGCCAGAUUUUUUCAGUAAAGCUUUAAACUUUCACGUUACGAGAUCAUCCAUUAUUUCACAAUCAACAAAAAUAGAAAUCGGUUAAAAAAAUGUUAGA
Sabethes cyaneus is the source of this 1155-nucleotide messenger RNA. Its product is annotated as epimerase family protein SDR39U1. The coding region runs from base 174 to 1076 and encodes 300 amino acids. The record is from RefSeq and is a predicted model, not a curated record. Lineage: Eukaryota; Metazoa; Arthropoda; Insecta; Diptera; Culicidae. The transcript has 3 exons.